CCCCCCACUAGUUUUGGUCGAUUUUGUCCAUCGCUCCCGCUGCUGGAGGCUCACUCACCAUUUUAAACCCAGACCUUCUGUUUAAAGACUUGAUCCGAAGUGUGUUCAGUAUAAUCUGGACUUUUUUUUUUUUUUUUUGCCUCCCUUCCACGCUUGGAUUUUGUUCAGGUUUUUUUGCUCUGUUCUGGCUUAUGCCAGAGAAAGUUGAGAGAGUCCGGAUCUGGUGGGGUUCAUGGCACCUCAGUAACUCAGAAAUCUCCAGCAGUUAGUUGUAAAAUAAGGUUUAUUUAACCUGUCGGUUUUUACCUGCUAGCCUCUUAACUCCAUCAAUGUGUAUCAGUCCUCCCAAGGUAGCAAAGGUUAAAGAACUCGUUCUUGACAACUGUAGGUCAUACGAAGGCAAAAUCGAAGGCCUUACAGAUGAGUUUGAAGAGCUGGAAUUCUUAAGUACAAUCAACGUAGGCUUAACCUCAGUUGCAAACUUACCAAAGUUAAACAAACUUAAGAAGCUCGAGCUAAGCGACAACAGAAUCUCAGGAGGACUGGAAGUGUUGGCAGAAAAGUGUCCAAACCUCACGCAUCUAAAUCUAAGCGGCAACAAAAUAAAAGAUCUCAGUACAAUAGAACCGCUGAAAAAGUUAGAAAACCUGAAGAGUCUAGAUCUUUUCAAUUGCGAGGUAACCAACUUGAACGAUUAUAGAGAAAACGUAUUCAAGCUCCUCCCGCAACUCACAUACCUCGAUGGCUACGAUCGGGAUGACAAAGAGGCACCGGACUCUGAUGCAGAGGGCUACGUGGAGGGCUUAGACGACGAGGAGGAAGAUGAAGAUGAAGAGGAGUAUGAUGAUGAUGCUCAGGUAGUAGAAGAUGAAGAAGACGAGGAGGAAGAGGAGGAAGGAGAAGAGGAGGAUGUGAGCGGAGAAGAGGAGGAGGAUGAAGAAGGCUACAACGAUGGUGAGGUAGAUGACGAUGAAGAUGAAGAAGAGCCCGAUGAAGAACGGGGACAGAAGAGAAAACGAGAACCUGAAGACGAAGGGGAUGAAGAUGACUAAACUGAAUAACCUAUUUUGAAAAUUUCCUAUUGUGAUUUGACUGUUUUUACCCUGUAUUUCCCCUCCCCACACCCCCAACCUUUUUUUUUUCUUAUUUUUUCUUUUUUUUUUUUUUUUUUUUUUUUUUUUCUGAUUGUAAUGUUGCUGUGGGAACGAGAGGGAGAAGCAGACUGGGUGGGCAAGGGAAUAAAAUACUAUUUUUACUGCCACUCCUCCUCCUAUUCGUUUUAAAUUUUUUCUUUUUGUCCCUCUCUUAGUCCCUGUAACUGCAAUAGUAAGUAUAAACCAAGUGGUAAUUUGUUUCUUAUUAUUGGAGUGGAUAAUUUUAUAACUUCAAAAAA
This is a messenger RNA of Egretta garzetta (little egret), 1393 nucleotides long. RefSeq names its product acidic nuclear phosphoprotein 32 family member A (gene ANP32A). Gene Ontology annotation, biological process: nucleocytoplasmic transport; regulation of apoptotic process. The transcript has 8 exons. NCBI's taxonomy places the organism in Eukaryota, Metazoa, Chordata, Aves, Pelecaniformes, Ardeidae. The record is from RefSeq and is a predicted model, not a curated record. Gene Ontology annotation, cellular component: perinuclear region of cytoplasm; nucleus. Gene Ontology annotation, molecular function: histone binding. Bases 330 to 1052 code for a protein of 240 amino acids.